AUCAAAAUGUUCAAAUUUGUCAUUGUAUUUGCUGCUUGUUUGGCUUAUGCCAGUGCUGGUGUUUUGGCCCCCACUGCUUUGGCUGCCGCUGCUCCCGCUGUCGCCUAUGCCAAUGCUCCUUUGUAUGCUGCCGGUGGUAGCAGCCAGGUUGAUGUACGUCACAACUACGAUGGAACCUUGUCUUCCUACACCACUACCCCCUUCGCUUAUUCAGGUCCUUACUCUAGCCGUUAUGUAGCUGGUCCAGCUGCUUAUGCUGCCCCUACUACCUUUGCCGCUCCUGCUAAGGUUGUUGCUCAAGCUGCCUAUACUGCUCCUGCCACUUUUGCUGCUCCGGCUAAGUAUGUUACACCCGCUGGUGUUGUAGCUCCCUAUGCUACCCCUUAUGCCACCCCAUACGCUACUCCUUAUGCUGCUCCAUUCGCCGCUCCCUAUGCCAGCUACCCAGCCGGUAUUGCUGCUACAUAUGCUGCCCCAGGUUUUGCCGCUCCCAACCAAGUUGUAGUUUAA
Messenger RNA from Musca vetustissima, 510 nucleotides. Its product is annotated as cuticle protein 38-like. The coding region runs from base 7 to 510 and encodes 167 amino acids. The record is from RefSeq and is a predicted model, not a curated record. The transcript is spliced from 2 exons. Lineage: Eukaryota; Metazoa; Arthropoda; Insecta; Diptera; Muscidae.